Cladocopium goreaui is the source of this 1204-nucleotide messenger RNA. The record is from the annotation of a GenBank genome assembly. Lineage: Eukaryota; Dinophyceae; Suessiales; Symbiodiniaceae.
ACUCGCACACCCAGCCGCGGCCAACACGCCCACCCCGCCGGCCGACUCACCGCGGCCGACACAGACCUUGUCCUCAUGACGGGCUAUUCAGCACACUUCUGUGUAAUUUUACACCCUCACAAGAAUGAGUGAGAGGAUUCGAACUGACUUUUCAUAUUCUUUUGUGUUGAAACAUGUUGAAACCAUCAGGAAGUGUGCGAUCAUCGAUGUUGGCUCAGAAAGUGUCCAGCGUUUUUCAAGUCUUCUGCAGCCUGUUGGGCCACCUGAAAUUUUUGGGCGAUGUGGCAGAAGAAGCGUGUGGCAUGGUAACACCCUGGUCCACCUGGGUACUCCAAGUUCGGCGUGCUUUGGUACAACUCCUUGCCAUGUUUGACAGCCUUUCCAAGUCAACCAAGCUGCAACUGGAAGUUUUGUCGGAGUUGUGCAAGGGCGACAUGACCCGAGAGACACUCAAGUCCAGCCUGCAGAUAGCGGCAAGCAAUCUGAGCAAGUUGUCGGACUUUCGAUGCCAGGUGACUGCCAAAAGCUGUGAAUGCGAGAAGCUCAUGAACCUUUUCUCGAACAACGAUCAGAUUAAGAUGCAACAUGCCGUCAUGCGCAUCAUCGAGCUCUACGGCGCCGUCGGACACCGCAACGACGCGUCGGACGCGUCGCUGAAUGCUGAGGUGGCGGUUGCCUUGGCAGCGAAGCACCUUGCAGAAGCCACGGCAGAGGAACUGCACGAGGUGCAGCAGCGUUUGGCAGUGGCUUCCCAUGCUUUGCAAACAACCCGGGAAAGGUCAGAUGGCGCACCCUGGUUCCAGGAGCUUCAGCAUUUGCUGCAAGCGCUCCCCGGGUUGUUGGCCGAAAAAGGCAUUGAGGAUUCAAUUAUCUUCGAGUGCCUUCGUGGUGGGCUGAUGCAACAUGAGCUGCUUUGCCGAAGGCUUCAAGUUUUCCUCAAAACGGAUGAGGAAGAGGAUCCUGCGCAGCUGCUGAGCGACGUGGAACCUCUGUUCGAUGCCUAUCUCGAGGACUUGAACAGCUCCUCCCGGGACCUGGAACCCUUGCGUCGGGAGGUCCACCUCAGUGACGAUGAGCUCUGGCGAGCGGCACUUCAGGACUCUGUGGUGAGCCAGGUGGCCACCCCAAGCCGAAGACGGAAGACCUCCAAGCUGGGUCAGCUGGAUGCAGAUGAUUUGUUCUGAACCAACUAUCCAAAUGUCAC